AAGCAAGUAGUCAAGAGUUUCAUUAUAGUUGGUUGUUUAGAAGCUAUAUUUUCAAUUUCCUUACUGAUUUGUGGUAUAUCAGGUGCUGUAUAUGGUAAAGGUGAAUAUUAUGCAGGAGCAUUUGUUGCUGGUGGCUUUUUUCUUCUAAAAGGAAUAUAUUUUAUCAACUUUUACUGGAAGGGAAUAUCAAGUAAAACAGAUGAUAAUAGGGUCCUUUCACAACUGUUACUAUACAGUAAUCCUAUAAUGAUCUUUGGUUUCAUGGCCUGCAUUGUUGGGAUCAUCCUUACCUCUGUAUCAGGAGCUUUUUCAAGUUGUGAUAGAAGCUGGUUCCCAGAUUCAGACAAAGCAUGUGAUUCGGAUAUAGGAAAGUAUAGAAGUGUUGCUAUACCUAUAUUAGUGUUUGUGCUUCUUUGUUUAGGUUUGAACAUUUAUACAGUAUAUUAUGUAUGUAAAAAUCAAUAUAGAUUUAGUAGGGAAAACUUCCCUAGUGGCAGAAGGACCUUUCGACAGAUGUUAGGAGAAAACAUGGCAGCUCAAGAGGAGGCAGGAUAUCAAGUAGAUCAAAACUAUUCUGGUGUUAAAAUUGGAAUAAGUCCUUACGCUGGGCCUGAUUAUCCAAUAGGAUCUAACCCCUCUGGCUAUCCUAUGGGCCCUGCUGAAGGAUAUUCUAUUGGUUCAACAACAAGUUAUCCCAUUGGACCAAUAUCAGGCGAUUCAAAGGGUCCAAUCACAGGUUAUUCAAUGGGACCAGGUAGUUCUCCUCGAGAGCAGCAAUUCCCUGGACCUUAUCCAGCACCAUCAGCUCCUCCGCCAACAAUUGGACCAUUAAAUGUUAAAAUUGAUUUGAAUCAGCCGCCAGAAGAGCCAUCUGCUCCUCCACCAUCUUAUGAAAGUGUCACUAAACAGUGAGAUACAACAUGAACGUCUGUAGUGUUUACAUGUAACUGUUGUAUUUGAUAAUUCUUAUAAGAAAUCCCUGUUGUUAGAGGCUUAAGAACACUGUAGUAAUUUCAAAGUUAAAAAAGUUUCCAAUGGAUUUUCAAUCAAACCUUAUUUUUAAGAAAUAGUAUAAACCUUAUUUCAAUGAAAUAUAUCAUAAACUUUCAUUCGGUGAGAAAUACCAUCAACCUUGUUUCAAUGAAAAUUAACCUAAAUCUUUGUACAAUUAAAGCUAUAAUCAGUUUUAUUUCAGAGAAAUUUUCAAAGAGAAAGAUCAUAAUUUUGAUUUCAGUGAAAAAUACAAAUAAUCCCGUUUCAGUGAGAUUGACCAGCGUUAUUUCAAUAUAAAAGACAGAAACCAUAUUUUAGUAAGAAAUACCAUAAACAUUAUUUCAGAGAGAAAUGCGAUAAAUCUUACAUCUGAUAAAACAUCAUAUACCAUAUGUCUAUGAAAAAUACCUUCAACCUUAUCAAAGUGAAAAAUAACAUAACCCUUCUUUUAGUAAAAAACAUAAAUAUUAUGCCUUUGAAAAAUGCCAUGAACUAUACUUUAGAGAGAAAUGCCAUAAAACUUAUUUCAGUCAGAAAUAACAUAAAACCAUUUUUGAUGGAAAUUAACAUAAACCUUAGUUUAGCAGGGAAUACCAUGAAUCUUAUUUCGGUGAUAUAAUAUAAAUAUUUAUCAUAUGUUUAGUAGUAAAACCAGAAGUUUUGCAUAUUUUAUAAAUAGCCUGCUGUUUAAUCCAUAUCACGCAACUUUGAUGCGCGACCUUAAUCGAUUGCCUUUAUCACACCGGUCCCUACCAUUUAUCGCAUACCCUUUAUCACACCCCUACUUUUUUUUUUUACCUAAAGUCAGUUUUGUUUAUUUCCUUAAGAAAAAUUUUCCUCAAAAUAGGUCAAUUUUUUGAAUGACGUCAUUGUUUGUUAUGUGACGUCACGAACGUCAAGAUUUCAUAUUUGUUGGCACACUAAAUGCAACUAUAAAAAAUACAUAACACACAAAUAAAUACAAUAAUAAACAAAAUAUUUUUAAAACAACAUCACGCAAAUUGUAAGGUAACCCAGGUGAUUCGGAUAAGUAAUUGAGCAGUUCUUUUGAGGCCUUUGAAACAAGACAAAAGUAGAACUGAAUGUAACCCAGUGCUAUGGAUAAGAAAACAGUUCAUAUAAUAUAAUACUCUUCUGUUGAAAUAUAUGAUAAAGCGUAUAAUACAUGGCAAAAUCCGUAUCACAUGCUGUGUCACCCUCGACCAAUAUCAUCCCUCGGGCCUAAAUGCCCUUGGGCUGAUAUUGAUGUCUCGGGAUGAUACGACAUAUGAUACGAAUUUUGCCAUGUAUUAUUCUCUAUAUAUCAUGGAGGAAUAUCAUAAAUCUGACUUCAGUGAAUACAUCACAAAUUGUAUGUCAAUGGAUAAAAAUAUAUUAUAUAACUUAAUGUAAUUACAAGAAUUUAUGUCACCAAUAAUAAAUCAUGUUAUUGAGUAUGUUAUUAUAAGCUUGAAUGUCAACUAUAGUGAACAAUUUGUUUUGGUAUGUUAUUAUAAGCUUGAAUGUCAACUAUAGUGAACAAUUUGUUUUGGUAUGCUAUUAAAGGCUUGCAUGUCACCAAUAAUGAAUCAUGCUAUAUAGUAUGUUAUCACUAGCUUGUAUGUCACCAAUAAUGAAUCAUGCUACAUAGUAUGUUAUCAUAUACUUAGACUAAAUAACAUAUGAUUUUUACCGUAUGAUAUUAGCAUUAAACUAGUAUUUUCCAUAUUUUUCGAAUGAGUGCUUAGCGGGCUGAUAUGAAAAGUUUAUCACAUGCUUCGAUUGUUAUCACAUGCCUUUCCGUAACGUUAUCACAUGGCAUUCCGGUGAUACUCGGCAAAUUCCGGAAAAUACACCUCAAAACUACUUUUUCAGUGAAAAAACAUUACAAAGUAGUGUACAAAAAAUUAUUUGAAUACUAGAAAGUAUAUGGUGUAAAAUAAUUAAAUUAAAUUAAAAAAAAAUGAAAUAAAUGCAUUUUUUAAAGUUUUUAUGAAACAUAAUUUAAAAGCCCGUGAACUUUUUACUCCUUCAAAAGGAUCAAUAUAUGAAUCUGUUAUUUGUCUCUACUGUUGAAGCAUAUGAUAAAAAGAUCAUAAUAUGUCAUUUUUCAUAUCGCAUGUAUUAUCAGCCCUCGGUCAAUAUCAGCCCUCGAGCCAUGCGGCUCUUGGGCUGAUAUUGAACCUAGGGCUGAUAAUACAUGCGAUAUGAAAAAUGGCAUGUAAUAAUCUGAUAUUAUCACUAGCUUAUAUGUCACCAAUAAUGAAUCAUGCAUAAUGGUAUGUUAUCAUUAGCUUGUAUGUCACCAAUAAUGAAUCAUGCAUAAUGAUAUGUUAUCAUUAGUUUGUAUGUCACCAAUAACGAAUCGAGUUAUAUGGUAUGUUGUUAUUAUCUGGCAUGUCACCAACAUGCAUCAUGUUAUUAAAUAUUUUAUCAUUAGCUUGUAUGUCACCAAUAUUGAAUCAUGUUAUUCAGUAUGUCACCAUGCAAUAACGUGCUAUUGAUUUUUUAAAAUAUUUAAUUCUUAAUAUAUGAUAUUAACAAUUUACUGUUAUCCUCAGAGGUCAAGAUCAUUGUUAACUAGAUGUCAUCAAGUGCUUUCUUCGGGGGUCAAGUUGAUUUUCAAUUAGAUGUCAUUAAUUUCUAUCCUCGGGGUCAAGUUGAUUGUCAAAAGAUAUGUCAUACGUAACAAUUCCAAAAUAUUGAUUAUUUUUACGAUUAAUACAUUUUUUAUUGUUCUCAUUUCAAGUUUGUAAUUUUGAAAUGUGUUUAUAUGUUAUAAAUCGAAUUUUAGAGUUUGCGAAAUCUCCGUGGAAAUGAAUCUGGAAGUUAAUGCUCCUUCAAUUUAAGUGCCAUAAAACAAUUUCACUGAAUAAAGGCAUGUGAUAGUUGUAGUAAAGCUUUAUAUUUAGGACUAUCAACAUAAUAUCAAUUGUUAGUAAAGAAUGCGAGACAUUUCAGCGUGUGCUUUCUUGUUGUUUGAUUGUAAUAAUAUUCAUCAUAUAAUAAUUACACUUGGCAAAUAGCAAUGGGACAGUUAAAAUAUACACUUAACUCGAGUUAAUAACUAUCUCAUUGCCAUAAAAUUUGCCAAUUUCACUAAAUAAAGGCAACAGUAGUAUACCGGUGUUGAAAAGUCAUAAACCGAUAAGCAAAUUUCAGAUUCAUCUGACGAAAGAUUUUUGACACUUUUUAAACACUUAAGUGUCUUUUUUAUUUGAUUCAAUUAGUUUAUUUGAAAGAUUUUAAGUGAUUUAGGCAUUAAAAACGCUCCGACUCAAGCUGAAAUAUGAAAAAUAUAUCAAAUAUGCCAAAAAUGUAACUUUUCAGAUGGUUUUGUCAAAACUGAAAGUUGCCGCAUCUGUAUUCAUCCUCAACCUUUAUAUAUGGUAUGUAUAUCCAUCAAACACAACUUAAAUUUCAAUAUCAAGAAUGAGCACAAAUGCGGCCACUUUCAUUUUAGACGGACACCGUCUAAAAUUUAACUAAAAUGCUUAAAUUGUGAAGAUUUCAGUAAUUUAGCAUGACUUAAUGAUGCUAGUACCCGAUAUGUGUGCAUUUUAUUGUCAAAACUAGCCCAUAUUUAUGCAGCAGAAGCAUUCUACUUUCCAAUGAAUAACUAAGAAUUUACAUUUUAAUAGUUUUGCAAAACUGCUACAUUUUGGGGCCAAAAAGGGGUCUUACUGGACCUACUCCUAGACAUUUUUUCAAUUUUUUUGUUAAAGAUUUCCCUGUAUUUAUUAUAUGCGGAAGUAUUAUGUGAUGUCGAACUUUUGAAGGAAAUCAUUGUUUCAAUAUCCAGGUUAUAGAAUUUUAUAUCAUGCCUUUCAAACCUUGUGUAUGUGUCUGUAUAUAAAUAAAGGCAACAGUAGUAUACUGUUGUUCAAUAGUCA
This is a messenger RNA of Mytilus trossulus (common blue mussel), 4865 nucleotides long. RefSeq lists its product as uncharacterized. The transcript has 3 exons. NCBI's taxonomy places the organism in Eukaryota, Metazoa, Mollusca, Bivalvia, Mytilida, Mytilidae. The record is from RefSeq and is a predicted model, not a curated record. Bases 247 to 912 code for a protein of 221 amino acids.